Messenger RNA from Cynara cardunculus var. scolymus (artichoke), 1176 nucleotides. Its product is annotated as elongator complex protein 6. The record is from RefSeq and is a predicted model, not a curated record. Lineage: Eukaryota; Viridiplantae; Streptophyta; Magnoliopsida; Asterales; Asteraceae. The coding region runs from base 94 to 873 and encodes 259 amino acids. Gene Ontology annotation, cellular component: elongator holoenzyme complex. Gene Ontology annotation, biological process: tRNA wobble uridine modification. The transcript has 5 exons.
GAGGUGCAAGAGGUCUUUCCGUUUUGGAUUCCGUCAUAGUUUAGAAACCCUAAAUAAACCCUCCAUUCCAUAGCCAUAAGUGUGAUCGGUAAAAUGGAUCGGCCGGCGAGUUUUCUCGACGAAGCUCUAAGUCUCGACGACGGAGACUCUAAUAAUCUGCAGCCAUGGAUAGGACGUGUGGUUCUGGUGGAGGAUUGCGUCGAAACUAAUGGCGCGUUCGUGCUACACCACCUAAUAAAACGGUUUCUCUCACCCAAUCUUUCGUCCUCCGAUAGUAUCGUCAUCUUCGUGGCAUUCGCUCAACCUUUUUCUCACUAUGACCGCAUCCUCCGUAAGAUGGGUUGCAACUUAGUUGUGCAAAGGGAGAAUAAAAGAUUGAUAUUUUUUGACAUGCUUAUGCUGGAGUGUCCAGAUGACGGGGUUGAAGAUGGAAUAAUUGCUUUGUACGGGAACAUUCAGAAAGCUGUGGAAGCAGUUAGUUCGUUAAACAAGAACAUUACAAUUAUGAUUGAUGAUAUUUCCCUUCUGGAGGUGGCUGCUAACGGUUCUACAAAAGAUGUCCUAGAUUUUAUGCAUUACUGCCAUACAUUAACAACACAGUUUGCGUGUACGAUAAUUACAGUUAUUCACGAGGACAUCUAUUCAAGUGCAGAUCACUUUACCCUUCCUUUACAAAUGGAGCACCUUGCAGACAUCAAGAUAAAGGCAGAGCCUUUGGUUACUGGUUUGGCAGCAGAUGUUCAUGGACAGUUGACGAUAUUGAACAAGGGAAGUAGUGACGGAUUAGGGAGGUGGAAGAGCAAGAUUCGUAAUUUCCAUUACAGGGUCAAGGAAAACAGUGUCGAAUAUUUCUAUCCAGGUGGUCGAACUUGAAAAGAUGCACACACCAUUCCAGUCGAAAAUGUUCUCUUACGGAUGGCAUGUAAGCUCUUAACAUAAACAUUUCAUAAUUUAGACUACCUGUAACUCUAAUGGUCUCUGCAUACCAAAUGUUUAAAUUCAUCAGAGACGGUACCAUCGAUUUUCUCGUUUCUGCUUCCAAUUCGUCGAUCUCCGUUUACGGCCACAUGGCAUAUUUCUAUUACAAAGUUGCCAUUUUUUAUUUUCGAAUGCUAGUUCUUUUUGCCCAAAAGGUUUUGUAACAUGUCGAAAUAUUUGAUUAUUGUAAAUACAUAU